Ilex paraguariensis (yerba mate) is the source of this 507-nucleotide messenger RNA. The record is from the annotation of a GenBank genome assembly. Lineage: Eukaryota; Viridiplantae; Streptophyta; Magnoliopsida; Aquifoliales; Aquifoliaceae.
AUGAUUGAGAAAGACAUGCAUUCUGAGUGUGUAAGUUUGAUUUCCCCCCUUCUAAUUUCUGCAAAAGAUGUGUAUCCUGAUUUAUUAUAUGUUGCCAUCAAAGAACGUGAUGAGGUUACUUCACUUGAACUGUUAGCAUUAGAUGUUUUAAUUAAAGCAUGUGAACACGCAGAGCCGAUGGACAUUGAGGUUCUUUUGAAUUGUCUCCAACAGAAGCUGCAAAUACUCAUGGUUGCAGUUGGUGUGGAAGAAUGUCAUGCUUCUGAGAAAAUGUCAGGCUUAAAAGUGCUCUCUAUUUCUGAGACAGAAUCAAAAGAAAACCCAAGCAAACAUUGGAAUCAUUUGGUUGAUAACAAAGUGAAGGCAAUAUCUCAAAUUGUCUCGCAGAUGAAGAACCUUAUCCAUCCUUGUGGAAAUUCUGCGAGUCAAAUUUUAUCCUCAAAAGUUGAUGGUUCUAUGGCCACAGUUUCAUUAUCCAAAUAUUCCCAUAGAAGAACUCUGAUAUAG